Neoarius graeffei (lesser salmon catfish) is the source of this 3197-nucleotide messenger RNA. It is a transcript of the gene lamtor1, whose product is annotated as late endosomal/lysosomal adaptor, MAPK and MTOR activator 1. Bases 191 to 670 code for a protein of 159 amino acids. The transcript has 5 exons. Gene Ontology annotation, molecular function: molecular adaptor activity; guanyl-nucleotide exchange factor activity. Gene Ontology annotation, cellular component: Ragulator complex; late endosome membrane; membrane raft. The record is from RefSeq and is a predicted model, not a curated record. NCBI's taxonomy places the organism in Eukaryota, Metazoa, Chordata, Actinopteri, Siluriformes, Ariidae. Gene Ontology annotation, biological process: cholesterol homeostasis; positive regulation of TOR signaling; cellular response to amino acid stimulus.
UUGUUGCCCUGUGCUUACUGAAAGGUGUCAUGUGACACUCUUUAACGCGAGCAGAAACACCAGAGAGCACAGACAGAAGAGUUUGGAUUUUUUUAAAAAUAUAUAGAUAGAUAUUUUUAGAGGGUUUAAAUUCCCUCGUAUAUAAAAGCGAAGAAGGAGAAAGCGGAAGUCUGAGUGAGCUCGAGCUGCAAUGGGGUGCUGUUACAGCAGCGAGAGCGAAACAGCCGAACAGGAUGGAGACGAGCGCAAGCCGCUGAUCCCGCACCCAAACCCGGACAGCAAACCUCCAAACGGGACGGAGCGGAACCCGGCCAACAUCUCGUCCACCCGCACAGACGAGCAGGCCCUGCUGUCAAUCAUCAACAAGACUGCGCAGAACAUUAUUGAUGUAUCAGCUGCAGACUCACAGGGAAUGGAGCAACAUGAGUACAUGGACAAAGCCCGACAAUACAGCACGAAGCUGGCGGUGUUGAGCAGUACUCUGAGUCAGAAGAAGCCACCUCCUCUGCCCUCCCUCACCUCCCAACCUCACCAAGUGCUUGCGAGUGACCUAGUGCCCUACUCUGACAUCCAACAGGUGUGUAAAGUGGCAGCGUACGCCUACAGUGCCAUCUCACAGAUCAAGGUGGAUGCCAAAGAAGAGUUGGUGGUGCAGUUUGCUAUCCCCUGAUCCUUUUCUCUCUCUCUCUUUCUCCCUCUCUCUGUCCUCAUGCCCAUUUUUUAGUUAACUAAUCAAACACAGGGAUAAGAUCCACCUCUCGCUUGUCCCUCAUCCAAUCAGACGCACUCUUUCUUCCCAAGAGUGCUAAGCGUGUGUUUGGGUUUUUUUUUUUUUUUCCCGCCCUCCUUUCUUCUUCCAACACCUAUGUGCAGCUAAUGCUGAAGGUAAACGACUAAAACCUCUGCAUUCCAGUCUGUCAAGGUUCAGUGAAGUUAGAAUCUCAACCCUUCCCUUCAUCAUGUUUAACGAUUCCAACCAAUCAAGCACAGGGGUGAUGGCUCUGUCUCCAAUUGUCCAGUUAGAGGCUUCGUCCCUGCCGACACUUUAUGCAUGAAGGCUGAAAGUUAAAGAACAAAGCCACGCUCUCAUCCACUUCCCCAGACACUGUGUGUUUUUAAAGGCUGAUGCUAGAAGUUUAAUCCUCAGCUGUAUUGUCUCGUUCAAUCAGAUGCACCAUUCCCCUGAGGGGGAAAAAAAAUAAUAAUAAAAAUACUCCUCGUGUUUAAAACUAAAACCCAAAAGACAAAUUUCCCUGCCGCCUUUUCAGUCACUUGGAUUUGGGGGGCGGGGGAAUAAAUAUAACAGGAACUCGAGCCACAGCUGCUUUUGUGUUAACUUUUAAUAAACCCACCAGGUCUAAAGCACUGAUGUUUUUUGUUCGUGCGUGUGUUGCGACGGUUCCCAUUUGAGCACGUUUUCUUCCUAAACAGAUGGAUUCCAUUUUGUUUCUUUGCAGUUAGAGAAUUAUGAUCUUGUUCCUAACUUGAUCGCCGUUGCUCAUCCCUUUCUGUGAUGUCAUCUCCAUGCCUUUUAUUAGAAUUUUCUCCGUUUGUCACUUACCAGUUUCUACCCACCUCCCCAUCAUACCACAGCUCCCAACUAGAGAAGGUGAAAGCUAGCACGAGCAUAACGCACUUGCAGGAAAGCCCUAUCCACCCUCUCCCACCUACCUGAGCUGACAGGUGUGCGUGAGUGAGUUUGACGGAAGAGAGAGUAUACCAUCCCUAACGGAUUGGGAUUUGAACUCGCAAGCUCCUGACGAGAGCCCACAAGGGUGGAGUGACUUCUUAACGAAGGCCACAAUCCAGAUAGGAAGAAAAUCAGUAGACGUUUCAGAUAUCGCGCUACCUUCAUUAGAUAUUCUAAUAGUUCAUGAAUAUUCAUAAGUCAGAACUGGGGGGGGAGCUGACUCUUGAACCCAGGAAUGGUGAAGUGCUUUCCCCCCCUCCCCCUUUUUGAAAUAUUCAUGAGUCAGAGAUGAUGGAUGACUAUUGGUGAAAGGCGAGGUAGAGGGUGCGAAUUUGGGCAGUGUGACAACAUGAGGAGGGCGGAGUUUGUGAAUGCAUAUUCAUGAGACAAGCAAUGUAGGGAAAGGUGUGGGUUAUUGAUGAUGCAUGUGCUCGCUUAAUGCUUUGCCGUAAAUAUUUUGGGUUUUGCACAAAUGGAAAGGGUUGCAAUUAAAGGGGGCGGGGUUAUAUUUGCAAAUGUUAAUGAUUUAGGGUGUAGAGGAGGAAGCUGAUUGGGUAUUGGUGUUUUUUUUUUUUUUUGGGGGGGGGAGUGGUCCAUACCAUAAUAUUAGGGGUGGAGCCUUUUCUCUAAAAGAUGAUUUGCUGCAAAGAUAUUUUUUUUUGGACCUUUUUAUGAGUGUUUUGCCAACUUCCUGAAAUGUUUAUAGGAUUAAAUGUGUAAUGUUUUUUCUUAAUAAAUUACAUUAAUACUGUUGAACAGCAGAGAGAAGAUGGGGAGUCGUUUACAGAGAGGGGGCGAGGCUGAAAUUGGCUAUAUGAUGUAUGUGAUUUUUGGCAUGAAUAUGCCUUGAACAUGCGAACUGUGUGUGAAUGCGUGAGAGAAAAUAAGAUGGGGUGUGUGUGCCGUCUGUGAGGAGGAGUGUGCUUUACACAUCCGUAGCCGAUGUUUUUAACCAGAGUAGUGAUGCACUUUUACCUUGCCUGAUCAGUCGCUAUUAUGCACAUGCCAAUAAUCCAUUCUGAUAUUACGGUAACUGGCUGAUCUUUUAUCAUAAUUCAUAUUCCUGUAUUGGGCUGUAUGUAACUUAUUUUAGUCAUACUGACUGUCUUCUGUACAGAAAUAGCAGCAGCAGACCAGACUGCGUCCUGAUAAAUCAAUAAAGUGUUGAAUAUCGCAUCAUAUCACAUUCAUAUUAUUGGCACAUGCAUAAUUCCUAUGAAAUACAUCACUGAUUGUUGGAUUUCUUUCCAUAAUCAAAACCUGUUUGUAAUUAUUUAUUUUUUUUUCCUUUUAAUGUAUUUAUGUGGGCUCACACACGUAUGUGCGUGUGCGCACGCCUGUGUGUUUGUGUAUAAACUUUCACCAUGUCACAAAAGGGACUGAACAUGCUGUAGCAGUUGUUGUUUUGUUUUUCUGCUCAUGGCGCUUCUGUUUGAUUUAAGCACUGUUAAUACCUGCAUAUUAUUUUGUUGAAGGAAAUGAAGCAUUAAAGACUUGUAUAAAGAAA